Oppia nitens is the source of this 2051-nucleotide messenger RNA. RefSeq names its product mitochondrial import receptor subunit TOM70-like (gene Tom70). The transcript is spliced from 6 exons. Gene Ontology annotation, molecular function: protein binding. The record is from RefSeq and is a predicted model, not a curated record. Bases 279 to 2033 code for a protein of 584 amino acids. Lineage: Eukaryota; Metazoa; Arthropoda; Arachnida; Sarcoptiformes; Oppiidae.
AUACAGUAUAUACUGUUUAUAAUGUAUUGUAUUUUAAUUUCAUUAUAACAUUUACAUUGAAUUAAUAAUAAUAAACAAUAAAUUCAUUGAUUGAUUGAUUUAAACGUACGAUAAAUAAGACAGACAUUCAAUGACCACAACAACAGCUAUUAUCAUGUCUUAAGACUUUUACCGGACAACUAAAUCUCUUCUACUGAAUUAUCAACUAUUUUGUUGUUUAUAUAUUUUUGGUGAUCAAUUGGUCAUAACAUUACAGACACAAACACACAGAGGAAGUAAUGUCUUCACGGAUACCAUUGUCAACAAAACWGUUGUCGCCGUCAUCUUCGGUACCGAUGCCCGCAAUGACUACAGCGGACACCGACACCAUAGCCACCGCCGCCGCCGCUACUGCAACCACUACCGGUCUGUCAAACAAACAGUUGGCACUGCUAUUGGUGGCCGCACCGGUAGUUGUGGGCGCCGGCGCCUACUUGUAUUAUAGCUAUUAUCAUAACAACAACAACAAGAAGGGAUCACCAGAUGGUAAAUCUGGUGACAAGAAAAACAAAAAUACGACGACGAAGAUUAAGACGAAGGAUGCGAUGGACGGCAUUAGUAGCGAAAUGGAUCCGUUAACAGCAGCCUUGAAAUACAAGUCAAACGGCAACGAUAUGUUUAGGGAUCAUCGAUACCAGGAGGCCAUCGAUUGCUAUACCCGUGCCAUUGAUUCGUGUCCUGCGGAUCGUCGGGACGAACUGUCGACUUUCUAUCAGAACAGAGCCGCCAGUUAUGAAAUGUUAAAGUCGUAUCAGUUGGUGGUCGACGACUGCGACAAAGCGCUGGCUUUGAACAACCGUUAUGUCAAAGCAAUGAUCCGACGGGCAAAAGCCAAAGAAGCGUUGGGCGACUUAAGUGGGGCACUGUUCGACAUAACGGCUGUCUGUAUUCUGGAACAGUUUCAAAAUCAACCGAACCUAAUGAUGACCGAUCGGUUACUACGGGAACAAAGCAAAAUCAAAGCCAAAACCUUGUUCAAGACCCGUACGCCACGGCUGCCAUCCAAUCAUUUUAUUGUCCACUAUUUUAUGUCCUAUUCUAACGAACCCAUACUGAAGAAUUGCGGCCCAACAGAAGUGGUCCAAUACUUGGAAACACUUCGCGAAAAACAAACGGAAUCCGAUCACUAUCUUCACGAGUUUCUUCUGCUCGAUGCAACUCUUGAGAUACUGAAGGGUAACAUUGAAAAUGGAGAGAAACUAUUGGAUAGAUUGAUUGGAUUCGCUAACUGUAUGAAAGAUAUCAAAGUGAAUGCAUUAAUCAAAUUGGGAACAAUCCGUGUCCAAGACAUUGGACGCGAAGAUAGCUUUAAGGAUGCGCUCGACUGUUUCGACAGAGCCGUUCAAUUGGAUGAUAAAAAUCCUGAUAUUUACUUACAUAGAGCACAGAUUUAUUUACUCUCUGAACGAGUGGACGACGCCUACAAAGAUUUGGAAAAGUGUUGCAAAUUGAACGAUAAGUUUGCUUCGGCUUUUGCACAAAAACUUUAUGUCCAAUACAGAUGCGGUGUCCGCUAUAAUGACGAAACGACUAUCUGUAAGGCAUURCAAGGUUUYGAAUUGGCUAUSGAUCAGUUCAGCAGUUCCAGUGAAGUCUAUUCACUGUAUGCACAGGCUUUGAUGGAAAGAGGAGACUAUAGUAAAGCUGAUGAAUAUUUUCAGAAAGCCAUCGACAAGGAUCCAGACGAUGGCAAUCUAUACGUACACAGAGGUAUACUCUAUCURCAGUCGACUAACGAAACAGAUAAGGCAAUAAAACUGUUGGAAAAGGCAAUGAAAGCUGAUCCCAGUUGUCAGUUUGCCUACGAAAUGAUGGGUACCAUUCAGGUCCAGAAGGGACUGUUGGCCAAUGGUAUCAAAUCGUUUGAYAAGGCCUUGGAGUUGGCACAGACAGAGCUGGAUUGCGCUCAUCUAUAUUCGCUUAGGGAUGCGGCCGAAGCCCAGGAAAAGGCUACCAAAUUGUUGGGCAUUGAACUACCGGUUCCCAGUCUUUGAACGAGUGUUUGAAUACUU